Molecule: messenger RNA, 1521 nt
Organism: Penicillium lagena
Lineage: Eukaryota; Fungi; Ascomycota; Eurotiomycetes; Eurotiales; Aspergillaceae
Exons: 1
Coding region: 1-1521 (506 amino acids)
Molecular function (GO): acetylglucosaminyltransferase activity
Source: RefSeq, a predicted model, not a curated record
AUGCUCGCCGUGCGGCCUUCUAUGAGAUACCUGCUGGUCGGGUCUGUAAUUCUGUUCGCAUGUGUUUUCUUUUUCCUGCUGAGUACUGGCGACCCUAUCGAACCCUCCUCGAUCUCAGAACUGUCAUCGUCACCAUCACCAUCACCAUCACCAUCUUCAACCCCUGAACCCUCCUCCACCCCACUUCUGCAGGACCAACAACCAGAUUUGAACAUUACUCCUGCGCCUCCACCGAAUUUGGACGACCACUGCAAUGUAAAUGUUGAACAGUUGCGUGAGCUUGGAUACAAUCAAUCGAUCGAAUACGGGCGGUGGGACAUCGCGGUCGUGCGAACCCCGAAUUUUCAGGAUUUCUCGCUGGAUCUCAACCUGACCUUGCCGCUGUUUGAACCAAUUGACCUCGAUACCGAAGCUGAGGUUACCUUUGAACACUGCAGCCCAGAUGCCACAAUCUAUGCACCGCCGCGGCAACCUCACGCCGACGCAUCGCACAUGAUAUUUGGAUUUGCGACAUCAAAGGAACGGCUCAUAGACUCACUAGAGGGAUUCCAGUAUUGGGCGGGUGGUACUGGGGCGCGGAUGUUCGGCUGCAUUGCCAGGAUCACGGAACUCGAGAAGCAGAAUAUCGAGCAAAUGGCCCGGGACAGGGAUAUCCAGCUCACGAUUGUUCCUGCCAAUAACAGACGGCCCCCCGACAUUCAGGACAUGUACUUCUCGCUCACUAGGACUCUCUGGGAUAAUCGCGACGAAAACACCAAGUGGGCAGUCAUCAUCGACGACGACACUUUCUUCCCGUCCAUGCGGAACCUUGUCAAGCGAAUGGCGACAUACGAUGACUCGACACCGCAUUAUAUUGGCGCGCCGACGGAGGACUUUGACCAGAUGCGGACUAUGUGGUUUAUGGGAUAUGGCGGAGCGGGAAUCUUCAUGUCUAUGCCACUGCUCGAACAGAUAAACGAACAUUACACCGAAUGCUCUCGGAGCGGGAGCUACGGCGACCGGCGGGUCGCUGAGUGUAUAUAUAAAUACACCUCCACCAAGCUCACCUGGGACCGUGGACUCUUCCAACUGGACAUCAGAGGCAAUGCCGACGGCUUUUACGAAGCCGGUCGACCGUUGCCGUUAUCCUUGCACCACUGGAAGUCCUGGACCAAUGUGGAUGUGGUUCGGCAGGCAAUGGUCGCUGAGGUUUGUGGAGACGACUGCCAGUUGCGGCGCUGGCGGAUCAACGAUUACUGGUGGUUGAUCAACGGGUUCUCAAUCGUUCAGUACUCACAACCCUUGACCAAUCUGUUGUCUAUGGAGCAGACUUGGGCGUUGGGGCCUAUGGUCGAGAAUUUCAAAUACGGACACAGUUUGGGGCCACUACGGGAAGCGGACUCUGGCAAGAUCUCUUAUCGGUUGAAGUCGGCCACGGUGGACGGAAACGUUGUACGGCAAAUCUACGUCCAUGACCAAUCGCUGGAGGAACUUCCGCGCAGAGUGUGGGAGGUUGUGUGGACGGUGAUCGAAGAGCCAUGA